CUGUGUGAUUUACUCUAUAAUUAAUUAGGACCCAUUUGUGACUGACGAGCCUCUCCGCCCUGAAUUACUCCCAAGGCAAAAAUACCUCGAUCUAUCGACUCCAUCGACCUUACUGAUCGGAGUGUGUGAUCGGCGACUGGUGGCUGCGAUUUUUCAUGUUUCAGCGAAAAAAUACGAGUCAAAGAUAUUAGAAUCCAGAAAUGCAAUUCUUUGGAAGUUCUGAGAUCAGUCCAUCGCCGCCGGUGCCGACGGCAUCGGGCAACAAUGCGCACAUGAUGUAUGUAUUCAACAGGAACGGCGUUUGUUUGCUUUACAGGGAGUGGAAUCGCCCUCUUCGUACCCUCGAUUCCAAUCAGGAUCAUAAACUCAUGUUUGGUCUCCUUUUCUCUCUUAAAUCCCUAACCGCCAAAAUGGAUCCAUCCAGCAGCGUUGAGAAAGGGAAUCUUGGGGUACCUCAGCUACCGGGGCAAGGUUGUUCGUUUCACAGCUUUCGUACCAAUACAUACAAAUUGAGUUUCAUGGAGAGUCCAUCUGGUAUAAAGAUCAUCCUUGUAACACAUCCCAAGGCUAGUGAUCUCAGAGAGUCUCUGAAAUACAUCUACAAUUUGUAUGUUGAAUAUGUUGUGAAGAAUCCACUAUACACUCCUGGAACUCCAAUAAAAAGCGAGUUAUUCAACACGACUCUUGAUCAAUAUGUGCGAGGCCUUGGCUAAUAGUAGAAAACAUACAUACAUCAACUGAGGAGCUGUUAUCAGAAACAUCCAUACAUACAAGGUUGAUGUUGAAAAUUAUUGUGGGUUAUAAACAUUUAAAAUGUAAUCAUAAGAGAUGGUUAGAAGUGUUUUGAUUGAGUUUGUAUUAGAUAUUGCAUGGGUGAAUAUAAUUAAUGUCCUUUGUUA
Messenger RNA from Lactuca sativa (garden lettuce), 899 nucleotides. RefSeq names its product SNARE-like superfamily protein. Gene Ontology annotation, biological process: endoplasmic reticulum to Golgi vesicle-mediated transport. Gene Ontology annotation, cellular component: TRAPP complex. Lineage: Eukaryota; Viridiplantae; Streptophyta; Magnoliopsida; Asterales; Asteraceae. The record is from RefSeq and is a predicted model, not a curated record.